AUCUCACCUUGGAUUCCUACAUAUUGCGAUUUUGAGCUAUUUAGAAACUGUAUCAUCUUGCGCAAUAUUUAUCAAAGUAUGGACAUGAUUUGGACAGUAUACUGUGCUGCGCGACGACGACCAAGACCAGAUGGCUGAUCAUCGCGUUACUGACCUAUCUUAUGGUCACCUUGGAAAGGCUUCUUAUCAUACUGAAGGAAAUGAGUGGAAAUUCUCCGUGGAUCUAGAUCACACAUCUUCACUGCAGCAGCUUAUGCCAUUUAAAGAAUGGUUACCUCCUUCGAUUCGAGAGGUACCUCAAAGCAAAGAGAAACCAUCGCAAACGCUUCGGGCACAGCGAAAAUGGCUUCUAAAAACGCGCCCUGAAGUUUGUCCUGCCGACGAACUGGCUGCGGAUCUCAGUAAAGCGGACUUGUCGCAACAGAACGAGAUUCCUGUACAGACAGGAUCAUUGCUAGCCAUAGGACGCGCGGUGGACUCCGAUCGAGUUUCGGGCUCACGAACAACUCAGAUUCUAGCAGUGGCAUAUGGAGACGCAGGACAUGUUCUUCGACUCAUCAGGCCUCGAGUCGACGCUCGUGGAUGGGGCAAGGACAGCGCAGCGAAACUUGAUCUGCUGGACUCAGAAUCUCCUGAAUAUGGGCAUUGGGUUGGAGAUUCAGGCAUAAUCCGACAAAUCCUGGUAUCGGAUACUGAGAAUGGAUCCGGAGCCUGGCUGGCUGUGCGACAAGAUACUUCGAUGACCAUUUUCAGACCACAAUAUGGCAGAGUUCAUGAUGCGUCUACAAGUACAGGUGGUCUUCUAGAAAGAUUCCCUGUUUCACAACUGAAUCCAAACCCCAUAGCGACUUUGACGGUUGAGCGAACUCAGUCCCGGGCUCAUGCUGAUGUAGCUUUCAAUCCGUGGUACGCACGACAAUUUGCUGUGGUAGAUGACGUGGGACUUUGGAGUAUAUGGGAUCUAGAUAUAGCCCAUGGCAAAAAGGCGUCCCAGAUCCUGACUGCUGGCAAGCGUGGAGGAAUCUACGACAGCUAUGAACCAGACCCUCUACAGGAACCUCUUGAUCUUAGCCACUCAGAUGGAUGGUAUAAAAUCAUGUGGAUCUGUAAUAUCAACACAAUACUUGCCUGCAAUCGACGCCACAUUGCUCUGAUUGAUCUGGGCGCAGGUAUAAGUCGACUUCAGAGUGGAGAUAUUGUUCCGCUCAGUAGCCAUGACUGGAUUUUGGACAUCAAGCGAAGCGCAAACAACAGCAACCACAUCUUUGUGCUUACAACUUCUCGAAUCUUUUGGGUGGAAAUUGUACCCGGGGAAGGACGCGUAAAAGUUGUGCUCUCAUAUCGACAUUUUAGAAACGCCGAUGACGAGACGAUGAAGUUGAUGGUUUUGAAAGACCAUACGCUAUCCGUGUUGAUCACUUCGUCUAUAAGCCCUCUGGUCCAGUUUUACUGCUUCAACGAAACCAUGACUCCGUUGGAUGUCCCCAGGUCUUGCCAGGGCUCCUUCAGCCUCUCCCAUCAAGAAGAUAGAAAGAUUCCUGGAAGCGCUCAUUCACAUCUCGCGUUUGCACCAUGUCUGCUGUCUGCCCGUGCUGCUAUGACGCCGUUCGGAGCAGGACAUCAGUACCUUGAAAAUGAUGUUAGAUUCUUCCAAGUAUGGGCACUCGGUACGAAUCUUGGUUUGAAUUCUACACUUUACGCAGUCCAAAACCAGUCUUCCUCAGCUCUGACCAACCUACUUUUUGUCGAACCUCCGACUUACAGAGUACGACAGUCCAGUCGUAGGUUCGGGGCUCGAGUAAUGGAGGAUUCUUUUGUUGUCCCAGACGGAGAGGCCGAAGACGACUUUGACCAUGUUGAAAGAGGAAAUAUGCAGCAUGAUAAGCAAACUAUGCUGCUAGGUGAAUGGCAGGAUGACCUUCGUUAUAGAAUCAAUUGGAGAAGGGUCUAUAGACACGUGUUUGGUUUGGACUCUGAAGAGAAAGUACUUGCAACCACAGAUGUCCCCACUAUAUCAGAACUUUUUGGCCGUAUUUCUGAUCAUAUUCAACAUGGACUGGAAGAUGGCGAGCUGGCAACCAGAACUUUCUCUGAAAUGUCUGGGUUUGACACAAUUUCUGAAGACCUUGAAGCGGCUUCGACAGCUCUUCGUGCAUUUUUAGAAUCUCUACAACCAGAUCCGGAUUCCGAAACAACCUCAAGGUUGGUCGUCUCAAACCUUGCGCCUUCUUCAGAAGGCCAGAUUCCCGAUCUUGAAAUACCUAGGCACCCUGACUUGUCGAAUUUGUACGAUCAAAUGGCUGAAUACUGGAUGGCCAGUUUGCCUCCAAAGUUGUCUAAUGUUGCACGUGUAGCAAGAUAUCGAGUCAUCCGACAACUUGCAAUGGAUGUUUGUCUAAGCUCAAUUGGGAUCUCAGUCGAAAACACAUCGGUCAGUGCCGAAGGACCACCAAGAGUGCCCGAGGACGAGGCAAUGUCACUACCGGUGUUCGACAAAGAUGGGAGGAUCAGUAGGGAAAGCUCACCACCAACAUUCUUCUCCUCUCAAUUGGCUGCGAUUGCAGAUAGAGAGUCGGAUUUUCGUCUUCUAACACCUGCGAAGACCCCGUCGAUAUAUUCUCACGCUACUUCCGCAUCUGAGGUCAAAGAAGAUCCUGCGAUCACUCGGCUCCGCCAAUAUGCGAUCUCGAUACGGGCCAAACCAGAUCUAGGCCCACCGUCUCUUCUAUCACAUUGGCCCUCUAAGCCUGGAGCUGACCCAGCUCAGUACUCGUACGAAGAAGCUCAGAAAGCUUCUAUCGCAGCUGAAAGUGGCGAUGAGAGUGAACACCGGAAUCGGAAAGAGGAGGCUAGACAUCGUAGAAGGACGGAAAGAUUUUUGAGGCAAGAGAGAUCUAGAGCUGUCGAAACAGCUGCUCAGUCAAUGUUUAUGCCUUCUGGAAGUCAGCCGGCCGCUCUAUCCCAUCACGCAGUCAGUUCUCAAUCAGUGCCUGAUCUGCCUAUGACCCAGCCCGAAAUAGGGGCAUUCGGAAGUCGAGUCGUGCCGAAGGGGAAGCGAAAGACCAAGAAGCCUAGGACGGCUGGAUUUAGAUAGUAUAGGACUGAGACUAAUGAAGAGCUGGAACAAUCGAUAGUCGUAUUACCUGCUGAAGAUUGACCCGG
This is a messenger RNA of Mollisia scopiformis, 3162 nucleotides long. RefSeq lists its product as uncharacterized. Gene Ontology annotation, biological process: nucleolar large rRNA transcription by RNA polymerase I. Gene Ontology annotation, cellular component: RNA polymerase I core factor complex. The record is from RefSeq and is a predicted model, not a curated record. Lineage: Eukaryota; Fungi; Ascomycota; Leotiomycetes; Helotiales; Mollisiaceae. The coding region runs from base 131 to 3094 and encodes 987 amino acids. The transcript is spliced from 3 exons. Gene Ontology annotation, molecular function: RNA polymerase I transcription regulatory region sequence-specific DNA binding; RNA polymerase I general transcription initiation factor binding.